AUCCAUGGAAAAGGCACCGAUGGACAAGCUCCUACUCUCCAAAAUCCACAUAGUGCUACUAGGUGCCCUUCUCUUGCUCAUCAAAGGAAAGGGCUUUGUAGAGUCAUCCUCAUCAUCUUCCCAUCCAAACGACACGGCCACCGGCUGUAUCGCCGAUGAGAGGUCUGCGCUCACUGGCUUCAAAGCAGGCCUCUUGGACCCUGGAAACCUCCUUUCAUCAUGGAAGGGCGAUGACUGCUGCAAAUGGGAGGGCGUUAUUUGCAGCAGCAGAAACAGCCAUGUCGUCGAGCUCGACCUCUGGGGCUUUGGUUGUGACGACUUCCCCAGAGAUGUGAGAUGGAAGGUGCUAGGAGGAAACAUUAGCUCCUCGGUGCUUGGCCUGCGACAUCUACAGUAUCUCGACCUCAGUUGCAAUGGGUUCUAUGGGGUGCAAGUACCUGAGUUCCUGGGUUCUCUCCACAAGUUGAUGUACAUCGACCUGUGGUACUCAAGCUUCAUUGGAAGGAUACCGCCGCAGCUGGGUAAUCUCUCCAACUUACAGUACUUAAGUCUCGCCUAUGGUGCUGGCACAUACUCCAAGGAUAUCACCUGGUUGUCAAAGUUAACUUCCCUUGAGUACCUGGACCUGAGCGGCACAAACCUCAGUACAAUUGUUCACUGGCUUCCGGUUGUGGCCAUGCUUCCAUCUCUGAACGUUCUUUCUCUUAGAAGUUGCGAUCUUAGAACUAGCCCUGCUUCACUUCCACUUUCAAACCUGACAUCUCUUGAAACACUUGACCUUUACUACAAUAGCUUCCCUAGACACAUCACACCCAACUGGUUUUGGGGUUUAACUAGCCUCAAGUAUCUAGAUAUUGGAGGCAAUGGUUUCUAUGGCCAACUUCCGGACGAGAUAGGUAAUCUGACCUACAUAGUAGAGCUUGAUUUAGGAUCAAAUUACCUUGUGGGCAUGAUACCAUCAAACCUGAAGAACCUAUGUAGCUUGGAAAAAUUUGAUGUAAGUAACAACAGCAUGAGUGGAAGCAUAACAGAGUUCUUCCUACGCUUGCCUAGUUGCUCAUGGAAUAAGUUGAAAUACAUGCAUCAACCUUCCAACAAUGUGACAAGAAUCCCACCAACCAAAUUAGAACCCUUAAGCAAUCUGAGGUACCUUUUUAUCGGUAGUAAUAACCUUUCUGGUCAUGUGCCACUAUUGAUAGGAAAGUUCACAAAGUUAAUUAAAUUGGACCUGAGCGACAAUAAACUGGAAGGCUUCAUACACUAUAAUAAUCUAUCAGGACUAGAAAGCUUGGAGUAUUUGUGGUUGUCUAAUAAUUACUUAACCCUCACAAUGAAUUCCACAUGGGUUCCUCCUUCAAAUCUAACAAAUAUUGCACUUCGGUCAUGCCUUCUCGGGCCUAAAUUUCCAUUGUGGCUAAGAUGGCUAACACGUCUAGACAAUCUUGAUAUCUCAAACACAAGCAUAUCUGACACGGUGCCGGAUUGGUUUUGGACGAUGGCUUCCACAGUGAAAACUCUAAACAUGCGACAUAACAAUAUUAGUGGCUAUUUACCAUCUACAAUGGAAUUUAUGAGAGCAACUGCAAUUGAUCUCAGUUCUAACCAGUUCAAUGGUCCAAUACCUAAGCUUCCCAUUAAUCUGACGGAUUUGUAUCUUAGUGGAAAUAAUUUAGUUGGGCCAUUACCAUUAGACUUCGGAGCACCGAGGCUUGUAACACUCAUUCUAUUUGACAACUCCAUCUCUGGCUCCAUUCCCUCUUCGUUGUGCAAACUGAGAUCACUACUUCUGUUGGACAUGUCCAAAAAUAAGCUAACCGGAACAAUGCCUGAUUGCUCUACAUCCAAAAAAAACAUGAAUAGUCUUAAUAUUCUUAAUCUAAGCCUCGGAAACAACAACCUCUCGGGUGGAUUCCCCUCAUUUCUCCAAUACUGCCAAAAACUCAUUUUUCUUGAUCUUUCACACAACCAUUUCUUUGGGACUUUGCCAACAUGGAUUCAGGAGAAAUUGCCAUAUUUGGCUUUCUUACGGCUGCGAUCAAAUAUGUUUUAUGGUCACAUUCCAGAGGAGCUUACAAAGCUAGUUAAUCUUCAGCAUUUGGAUCUUGCCUACAAUAACUUAACAGGGAGCAUAGCAAAAUCUAUUGUUUACUGCAAAGGGAUGAUAGCAACAAGAGAUGAUUAUAAUUAUGCAGUUUAUAGUGCUCUCGGUUAUGGAUGGUCAAUGGGCCUGAAUGAUUUCACCUAUACCGAGAAUGUCAUGGUAGUCACAAAGGGUCAAGAGAGAUUAUAUACAGGAGAGAUCAUGUAUAUGGUGAAUCUUGAUUUGUCCUGUAAUAACAUUAGUGGUGACAUUCCAGAAGAAAUAGGCACUCUUGUCGAAUUGAAGAACCUGAAUUUAUCAUGGAACACAUUCAGUGGAAAAAUUCCAGAGAACAUUGGUGCCUUGGUGCAAGUUGAGUCACUCGACCUAUCCAACAAUGAGUUGUCUGGUAAAAUCCCUCCAAGCUUAUCAGCUCUUAUGUCAUUAAGUUGGUUGAACCUGUCCUAUAACAACCUGACGGGAGAGGUACCAUCUGGAGAUCAACUUCAAACACUCAAGGAUCCAGAAUAUAUUUACAUUGGUAACUCAGGCCUUUGUGGACCUCCUCUCUCAAAGAAUUGUUCACAACCCAAGCCGAUUACAGCUACUCGAGAACACCAUGACGACGUAACCGAUGUGGUUUCAUUUUUCUUUGCUAUGGGUUCUGGAUACGUAAUGGGCAUCUGGGUAGUCUUCUGCAUCUUCUUGUUCAAGAGGAAAUGGAGAGUUAAUUGGUACUCGGUCUGCGACAGCUUGUAUGAUUGGGUCUAUGUACGAGUGGCCGUUACCUGGGCUUCUUGGACAAGAGAAAAAACUGCAGAAGCCAAGACGGAUCGCUAGAUCACUCUGGUUCUCCGUUUGGUACUAAGCAGAGUGUGGGGAUUUUACCAUGUAUCAAUGUUGUGUAAGUAUUGUACUAGUACAGUUCAAAGAUACAUGUUUGAAGA
Molecule: messenger RNA, 3027 nt
Organism: Triticum aestivum (bread wheat)
Lineage: Eukaryota; Viridiplantae; Streptophyta; Magnoliopsida; Poales; Poaceae
Product: receptor-like protein EIX2
Exons: 2
Coding region: 5-2920 (971 amino acids)
Molecular function (GO): protein binding
Source: RefSeq, a predicted model, not a curated record